Lonchura striata (white-rumped munia) is the source of this 1068-nucleotide messenger RNA. RefSeq names its product RAB15 effector protein (gene REP15). Lineage: Eukaryota; Metazoa; Chordata; Aves; Passeriformes; Estrildidae. Gene Ontology annotation, cellular component: recycling endosome; endosome membrane. The record is from RefSeq and is a predicted model, not a curated record. Gene Ontology annotation, biological process: receptor recycling; transferrin transport.
UGGGUCUGGCUGAGCCCAGCACCUGCAGAGCCUUUGCUGGAAAAUAAAGGUUUGUCCCUGAGGCAAUCUGCAUGUGGAAACUACCUCCUCCGGCAGAGAAAAUGGGCCAGAAGGUCUCCCAGGAGGACAACCAGGAGAACAAGGCUGAAACUUUGGUCAUCUGUGAAGUCUUCAGCCAGGGUGUGCUCCAUGCGUCUCAAAGGCUGAAGGAUUAUCUGGGUUUUGUGGAUCCUCAAAGCAAAUUCCGGCCGGCCACGAACACGCUGAGCGAGAUCUUCCUGGUCAACUUUAUCGACUUCUGCGUGGGAAAGGGCGUGGAGGAGCGGAUUGUGACCAGCAGAAUGACCAAGCAGCAGUCCUCGCUGUUCGGCGUGGACUGGAUCUGGACCCUGUGUGGGUCUGACAAGCAGAUCAAGCUGCAGAUGGCCGUGCAGGCUCUGCAGCCGGCCGAGCUCUUCCACGGCGAGGGCCCUGCCGAGGAUUGCUGCCGGGAGGCUGCGCUGGCCGACGAGUGCUUCCAGAACAUGAGCAGGUUUGAGAAGCUGGCCGAGUUCUGCCGCCUGGUGGGACAGGACUGCCUGGGCUUGUUCGUCAUGUUCGGCGUGCCAGGGAAGCCCAAGGACAUCCGAGGAGUCCUGCUGGACAGCGUUGCCAAGGAGGAGCAAAAAUGCCGCCUGUCGGGCAGGAACGCGCUGCGGCAAUUUGUCACCAGCACUGACAGCUCCCUGCCCACAAAAGACAUGCUGGAAAAUUGCCUGGGCACCAAAAACAGGCUGAAGGACGUGGGCAAUGUGUACAUAAACUUUGUGUGAGCAGCUGGGCAGGAGCAGUGGCUCCGUGCAGCACCGGGGGCCACGCGGGGCUCAGCUCUGCCCCUCUCUCUCCUCCCCACACUCCAUUCCCUCCACAUUCCCCUCAACCCAUCGUGUUCCCUUAGCUCCUGCAGAAGCCAGGCUGAGUCAGCCUCUCCAGGUUUUAAAACAACGGGACAGACCUGCCAGAGAAAUGUGUUUAUAGAAGGCACGACGUUUUUCCAGAACAUUUUGUUCGCCAGACAUUAAGUCUUGG